Messenger RNA from Calypte anna (Anna's hummingbird), 1158 nucleotides. Its product is annotated as cilia- and flagella-associated protein 20. The transcript is spliced from 6 exons. Gene Ontology annotation, cellular component: motile cilium; ciliary basal body. Bases 16 to 912 code for a protein of 298 amino acids. The record is from RefSeq and is a predicted model, not a curated record. Lineage: Eukaryota; Metazoa; Chordata; Aves; Apodiformes; Trochilidae. Gene Ontology annotation, biological process: cilium assembly; positive regulation of cell motility; regulation of cilium beat frequency involved in ciliary motility.
UGGCUCUCUGGUUGUAUGGUUACCAGCAGGCCGGGGUCCGGGCCAGGGUCCUGUCCCCGCCCCCCGCCGUUGCCAUGGCAGCGCGCACUCCCACAACACCCGCCCCGGAGCGGCGUCCAGAAGCGGUUCCGGCGGCAGCCGGGAGGGGGGCGCGGGAAGCGUGGAGAGCGGCUCCCUAGUGGCGGCGGCGGCGGCGGCGGCGGCGGCGGGACCCGGAAGUGCGGGACGGUGGGGCUGAGGGAACCGCGGGAUCCUUCGUACCCCAGAGCAGAGCGGCGGCCCCGGCCCCGGCGGGAGAGCGGCGCCCGGCCCGGCCGCUGCGGCCCCGGCAUGUUCAAAAACACGUUCCAGAGUGGGUUCCUCUCCGUGCUGUACAGCAUCGGCAGCAAGCCGCUCCAGAUCUGGGACAAAAAGGUGUGCAAUGGCUACAUCAAGCGGAUCACGGACAACGACAUUCGGUCACUGGUACUGGAGAUUGCAGGAACUAAUGUCAGUACCACAUACAUCACAUGUCCUGAUGAUCCAAAGGAGACUCUGGGCAUCAAGCUACCUUUCCUAGUGAUGAUCAUCAAGAACCUGAAGAAAUACUUCACUUUUGAAGUGCAGGUGCUGGAUGACAAGAACGUACGCCGGCGUUUCCGUGCAAGUAACUACCAGAGCACAACUCGGGUGAACCCCUUCAGCUGCACCAUGCCCCUGAGGCUGGAUGAUGGCUGGAACCAAAUCCAGUUCAACCUGUCAGACUUCACACGUCGGGCUUAUGGGACAAAUUACAUUGAGACCCUGAGGGUUCAGAUCCAUGCCAACUGUCGCAUCCGACGGGUCUACUUCUCUGACCGGCUCUACUCAGAGGAUGAGCUCCCAGCUGAGUUCAAGCUGUAUUUGCCUAUCCAGAACAAGGCCAAGAAAUAACACCACAUUGGGAAGAGGUGGAGGAAAUGUUUGGGGUCAGAAGGAAAACAAAUGCUCAUGGAAGUGAAGUGCCUCCAAAGAGGGGAUUCCUCCCAGCAGGAAUAGUGAGGUUAAGUGUGCCCUUUUGAAGAUACCAAUUUUAUUUUUUUCUUUCCUUGUUUUCCAUCUCUUAUUUUAUAUAUGCUCUAAAUAUGGAUGCAAAAUGCAUUCUUGGAAAAUUAUUAAACGUUUGAUUCCGUAAGUCUG